CCCUUCUUCUCCUUCCUCCGUCCGUCCACUCCAUCACCCUCACCUGUAUAAAUGAGUGGCCAACCACGUUGAGAUCCUCGGCAAAGCACAACCAGCUAGCUCCAGCCUCCAUACAUCACUCCCCCCCCCCCCCCCCCCCUCCGCUCUUCAAUCAUCCCUCGUCCCCGUCUCUAGUUGCCUCCUCGUCGUAAAGGCUAAGUGGACGAAGGAGCCAGCUUUCCGUUCAUCGGGUACGUAACGUUGAUUUCUUCCCCGCCGGAGAAAGACGACAGAAGCAACAAACGAAAGAGAGAUGAAGAGCAGGAGGCAGAGCAGCGGGGGUAGCUCGGCCGCGGCUGCAGGGGAGGGUAACACGCACAGCAGCGGCGGCGGCUGCAAGAUGGAGAGGAAGGACGUGGAGAAGAACAGGAGGCUGCACAUGAAGGGCCUCAGCCUCAAGCUCUCCUCCCUCCUCCCUCCUGCCGCCAAGCACGCGUCCCUCCUCUCGGAAGCAGCAGCAGCCAAUCCCAGCAAGGACACGGUGACGCGGCUGGACCACCUGGACAACGCCGCGGCGUACAUCAAGCAGCUCAAGGAGCGGAUCGAGGAGCUGAAGCAGAGGAAGGACGGCGGCGGCCAUAGCAGCUCCUGCCACACGCAGGGAACGGCGGCCGCAGCCGGCGUGCUCAUGCCGAUGGUCGAGGCGCGGUACCAGGACGGGACGCUGGACGUGGUGCUCAUCAGCGACGCCGGGCGGCCGUUCAAGCUGCACGAGGUGAUCACGGUGCUGGAGCAGGAGGGCGCCGAGGUCGUCAGCGCCAGCUUCUCCGCCGUCGGCGACAAGAUCUUCUACACCAUCCACUCGCAGGCUCUCAGCUCCAGGAUCGGGCUCGAGGCAUCUAGGGUCUCGGAGAGGCUGCAAGGCCUCCUCGUCUGAACCUACCGAAAGCGUCGAGUGAGUCGGCUGCCAGCCAGCCAGAAAUCAAGACAGUGACAGUUCAGUGGCUUGUUUGCGCUGUCACGAUUCAGGAAGGCCUACGAACAAGACGGUAUUAACGGAAUAAUCAGUCCAUUAAUGUUGUGUAGCCAAGACGUACUUAACGCAGUGGUAGAUUGAGAGAUGCAUCUCUAUGACCGGCUCUGAUUCAUGGAAAGGGAAGCUGGUUAAUUUGAAGUUGUGCAUAUGUAGGAGCAAUCAAUCAAGCAAGCAUACUGCCUUUUAUAUA
This is a messenger RNA of Phragmites australis (common reed), 1205 nucleotides long. Its product is annotated as transcription factor bHLH167-like. The transcript has 2 exons. Bases 293 to 916 code for a protein of 207 amino acids. The record is from RefSeq and is a predicted model, not a curated record. Lineage: Eukaryota; Viridiplantae; Streptophyta; Magnoliopsida; Poales; Poaceae. Gene Ontology annotation, biological process: regulation of transcription by RNA polymerase II. Gene Ontology annotation, cellular component: RNA polymerase II transcription regulator complex. Gene Ontology annotation, molecular function: RNA polymerase II transcription regulatory region sequence-specific DNA binding; DNA-binding transcription factor activity, RNA polymerase II-specific; protein dimerization activity.